Arachis duranensis is the source of this 575-nucleotide messenger RNA. Its product is annotated as protein CYSTEINE-RICH TRANSMEMBRANE MODULE 7. The record is from RefSeq and is a predicted model, not a curated record. NCBI's taxonomy places the organism in Eukaryota, Viridiplantae, Streptophyta, Magnoliopsida, Fabales, Fabaceae. The transcript is spliced from 4 exons. The coding region runs from base 102 to 395 and encodes 97 amino acids.
UGAGAAUCGAGAACUAAACACCUGUUUGUUUAGGUAGCUUCCAUGUGUAUAUGCGAAAACAUACUACAUACAUAGUACAUUAAUAAGAGGAAAUUUCCUGCAUGAGUCAGGCUUACCAUGUUAGGCAUGAUUCUCCCUACUCAUCAACCCCCACAGGGUAUCCUACUACGGAUCCAUAUCCUCCUCCACCAGCCGGACAAGGGUAUCAAGGAUACUUCCACGGAAUAGGAGGAGUAGGAGGCUUUCCUCCACCACCAUCUGCACCGCCACCGCCUCCGCCUCUUCGGCCUUAUAACCAAUACCCGGACAACUAUGGUAGUCGUUGUCCAUCUCUUCUCAGAACCUGUUUGGCUGCUCUUUGUUGCUGUUGCAUUUUGGAAGAAUGGUGCAUAUAGAGUAGACACAGUUGGAACCAAUGCAAGUGAAUAUUCAGACACAGAUUCUCAAAUAUUUAUAAAUAUAAAUGAAAAAUAACGUGAUAAUAAGAAUAUAUAUAUGGAUCGGAUCAUAUAAAUAAAGUUAUGUAUGUUAUACUUUUCAUGAGUGAAUGCAAUUAAACUAUACGUCUACAUUAA